Corvus hawaiiensis (hawaiian crow) is the source of this 2099-nucleotide messenger RNA. It is a transcript of the gene GPR37L1, whose product is annotated as G protein-coupled receptor 37 like 1. The coding region runs from base 131 to 1618 and encodes 495 amino acids. Gene Ontology annotation, molecular function: G protein-coupled peptide receptor activity. Gene Ontology annotation, biological process: adenylate cyclase-inhibiting G protein-coupled receptor signaling pathway; positive regulation of MAPK cascade. NCBI's taxonomy places the organism in Eukaryota, Metazoa, Chordata, Aves, Passeriformes, Corvidae. The record is from RefSeq and is a predicted model, not a curated record. Gene Ontology annotation, cellular component: signaling receptor complex; plasma membrane. The transcript is spliced from 2 exons.
AGCGCCCAGAGCCGCGGCCGGAGCCGGACCGAGCGGCUGCGCCCGCACACAGCUCCCGAGCAGCCCCGGGGGCUGCGCCGCCUCCGCCGCACGCGCUCCCGGAGGGUGCGGGGACCAUCGCGGGGGCACAAUGCCUUCGCCACCGCUUCUCCUGCUGCUGCUGCUGCUGCUGCUGGCCCCGGGGGCCGCGGGGAUGCGAGGCACCGGCAGCACUCCCCACGGCCAGGGUGCGGACAGGGGCAGGACGCUGCCCACGGCUGCCCGGGACAUCCCGGAGGUGCAGGGGAUGAGGGAGCGGCUGCGCCGGGGCACGGAGGAGGACUCCAAGUCGGUGCAGCAGUACGUGCCGGGGGUGCGCGUGGAGUUCCCGCGGCCCCUCAACUCCGCCAGCCUGCACCCCACCAGGGCCCUGCUGCCAUCCAGCACGGACCCGUCGGAGCAGCAGCCGGGGGUCCCCACGGACAGGGACAGGUCAGAGCCCCGAGCCAACCUCACCACGGUGUCUGACAAGCGGCUGCAAAUCCACAACCCCCUGUACCCGGUGACAGAGAGCUCCUACAGCGCCUACGCUGUCAUGUUCCUGUCCCUCAUCGUCUUCACGGUGGGGAUCAUCGGGAACCUGUCCGUGAUGUGCAUCGUGUGGCACAACUACUACAUGAAGAGUGCCUGGAACUCCAUCCUGGCCAGUCUGGCUUUCUGGGACUUCCUCAUCCUCUUCUUCUGCCUGCCUGUGGUCAUCUUCAACGAGAUCACCAAGAAGAGGCUGCUGGGGGACAUGUCCUGUCGCAUCGUGCCCUUCAUGGAGGUAUCGUCACUGGGAGUUACCACCUUCAGCCUCUGUGCCCUGGGCAUCGACAGGUUCCACGCAGCCACCAGCCCCCAGGCCAGCACGCGGCCCAUCGAGCAGUGCCAGUCCAUCAUCGCCAAGCUGGCCGUCAUCUGGGUGGGCUCCAUGACGCUGUCGGUGCCAGAGAUCCUGCUCUGGCAGCUGGCGCAGGACACGUCGCCCGUGUCCGGUGGGGUGACGGAGUUUUGCACCAUGAAGCCCUUGUCCAACCUGCCCGAGUCCAUCUACUCCCUGGUGCUCACCUACCAGAACGCUCGCAUGUGGUGGUAUUUCGGCUGCUACUUCUGCCUGCCCAUCCUCUUCACCGUCAGCUGCCAGCUGGUGACGCGGCGCAUCCGCGGCACCGAGAAGAAGAGCGAGUGCCGGGGCACCAAGCACGGCCAGUGCGAGAGCCACCUGAACUGCACCAUCAUCGCGCUGACCGUCAUCUACGGGCUCUGCACCACCCCCGAGAACGUCUGCAACAUCGUGGUGGCCUACAUGUCCCCUGACAUGUCUAAGCAGACCUUGGAUCUGCUCAACCUCAUCAACCAGUUCUUCCUGUUCUUCAAGUGCUCCGUGACGCCUGUCCUGCUCCUGUGCCUCUGUCGUCCCCUGGGCCAGGCCUUCAUGGACUGCUGCUGCUGCUGCUGUGAGGGCUGCGGCCCCGACACCACCUCCAGCGAGGGCAGCGCCGACAGCAAGCUCAAAACCGAGAUGUCCUCCUCCAUCUUCUUCGACAAGCCCCGGGAGACUCCCCCACCCCUCCUGGCCCUGGGCACCCCAUGCUAAGUGCCACUGGGGAGCUGUAGCGAUCGUUUCACCACCUCCUCCCAAGACCAAACGUUGUUUUGCCAUUAGUACUCAUGUCUGGACAUGGAGCAAGCAGAAGAGACAGAUCAGGGGGCUGUGCCGUGGGCUUCAAACCCAGCACUGGGCAGGUGGGGCUUGAAAUCCCAGUCCCCGUGGCUACACUGGUGACCCUCUUGCCUCUGCCCAAAGGUCAGCGAGGACAGCAGCACCCUCCUGUCCCGGCUGCCUGGCCGGGCUCCGUGGGGCUGCUGCUCUGGAGAUGGUGUUGUGCCAGGAAGGUCUUACCUGAAACCACAGAGGCUGGCCGUGAUGGCUCACAGAGGACACAGCAAACACAAACUGCCCUCCUCCUGCCCCCUCCCUUCCUGCCAGCCCCUCCCCAAGAGGAGAAGGUCCAACUGGCCGUAUCCCACGGGUUCAAGCCGUGCCCUGUAUGAGCUCAAUAAACCAGUAACCUAGA